ACAGUUAUUUUUUUUUGGUCGGCCACACUGUUCAUUUCAUACCUUUCCUCGCGAAUCUGAGAAUUCGGAAGUUUCGAUCGAUUUUGGGAGGGGGGGUUUAGGGUUUUUCUCUGCUAAUAAUACUCUGAUCAAUGACGCCGCCUCCAGGUCUUUACUCCGGUACCAGCACUCUUGCUCUGGUGGCUCGUGCUUCGGCUUUCGGGCUGGGUCUCAUCUACGGGAACGUCAAGCUCAAGGCUUUGAAGAUUAAGAAGAACUCACAGAUUAAAGCAGAAGCCAAGGCUCAUCACUAAGCACCAAACAUCUUUCUCUUUAUUCAAAAUAAGAAGAUGAAGCCCAAGUGACUCUCCUCUCCAAAUAUUACUUGUUUCUUCGUAAGCUAUAUCUCCCUCUGUGACAUUUUUUUUUCAGCUUUUCUUUUCUCGAAUAACAAAACAUUUUGUCUGGACAACAAUCAUAAUACCAUUUUGGUCUGAAGCCGAGUUUUAUU
Raphanus sativus (radish) is the source of this 490-nucleotide messenger RNA. RefSeq lists its product as uncharacterized. The record is from RefSeq and is a predicted model, not a curated record. Bases 132 to 293 code for a protein of 53 amino acids. The transcript is spliced from 3 exons. NCBI's taxonomy places the organism in Eukaryota, Viridiplantae, Streptophyta, Magnoliopsida, Brassicales, Brassicaceae.